Triplophysa dalaica is the source of this 2908-nucleotide messenger RNA. It is a transcript of the gene cenpi, whose product is annotated as centromere protein I. NCBI's taxonomy places the organism in Eukaryota, Metazoa, Chordata, Actinopteri, Cypriniformes, Nemacheilidae. The record is from RefSeq and is a predicted model, not a curated record. Gene Ontology annotation, cellular component: kinetochore. The transcript has 20 exons. The coding region runs from base 95 to 2290 and encodes 731 amino acids.
UCGCGUUUGGUUUGGCGUUUGGUUUGAAUGGUGUUUCGAAGAGAGUGAGACGCACACUCGAAAACACAAUAAAUAAUAUUAUGUAGCACAAAUAAUGGCCGAAUUAUCUAACCCGACCGGGUUAGCGCCGGAUCAAUCCGGAGGAACAGAUUCAACCGUAUCCACUGCAAGCAACCGGAGUUUACGUUUGGCGGAAAAAGAAAAGAAGAAAGGCGAGGCGAAUCCAUUUGGGCUUGCUGUGAAGUAUCUUUCUCGGGUGGAAGCUAGCACAGUGGUUAGAGGGAAUGAUGAGCUGGAGAGAAGCCUGGUGGUUGUGGAGACGGUUGCCCUCAGUAAUGGUCUCCAUCCAGAUGCCAUCGCAAUGCUUCUAGAUAUGGCUUUAAGCCUCAAUGCAGGAACUGCCAAUUGCACUCGAGUGCUUAAAUUUCUGAUACCUGCCACAGUUGUGCCACAGGAGGCCAUUGUGAGAGGGAUGUCGUGGCUCUGUGUUGGGAAAAUGCCAAUGAACGCACAGGUUUUCUUUGUCCGUUGGGUACUCACCGUGUUUGACUUGAUUGACUGCAAAGACCACUUGAGGUCAAUUUAUGGGUUCAUUUUCAGCUUUGUGACUGAAGAAAAUCUGUGCCCGUUCAUCUGUCACCUGUUGUAUCUUUUAACAAUGAGAGAACAUGUCCAUCCAUACAGAGUGAGGAAACUCUUGGACAUUCAGGCCAAAAUGGGCAGACAGCCUUUUCUCACACAACUUCUGGCACUCUAUAAAGUGUUCCGGCCAGACUUAGUGACAGUCUCUGUUCCAUCAAGAGGAAGGACUGGUUUUAAGAAUUACAACGCUCCUUGGAAAGUGUCCCUGAGUGCUGUGCAAAGGAAAAACAAGGGUGCAGUUCUGGAUGACCAGAGCCUGAGUCUGGAUGUGAAAGAGAAGCCAUUAUCCAGAAAGAGGAAACUGCAUCACCUUGAGAUACCUCCCUUGAGCUCAGUUUUCCACAGCAACUCCAAAGGGAAGGUCUUUGGUCUGCAGGAGCUCCGUUCUUUCAAACAGCUGCUGGAGAACAUUGAUAAUAUAGAGCUGCCUGCCCAGAUGGGUUCUCUUCUCGGAUCGGCCCUGUCUCUGCACUACCUCGACUGUGUGCAGGAUGAGUCAGCCUUCCUGCGCCUUAACUUUUGGCUUGGGCACUCGUUGCAAGAGGAGUUUUUACUGUGUCCUGUGGAUGGGAGUUCUGACAACACUUCUGAAGCCUGUCGUUUCCUGAGCACCAUCCUCUCCUCACAGCAGUUCCUACAGGAGAGUUUCUCCAGCACAGAGAGUUUUCUUUAUAAGUUCCUGAGUUUGUGGGACGGCUGUCUGCUCCGGCCGCAGAUUCUGGAUCUUCUCAGUGACAUUCCCUUAAUGCCCAGCUUCUACAUGAGGAAGCUCCUUUUCGAGCCACUGAAGCAGCUGUAUUUUACCUCCACCGUGUUUUUCAAGUGUAGUGUCAUUGAGUGUCUGAACAACAUGCUGGUGAAGUGGCUGACAUGGCAUUCAGUCAGCGUGGUGAAGGGCGGCUUGGACAUCAGCCUCAACAGCAAUAGCACCAUGGCUAUGUCCCUGUCUGGGUUCAUGGACUCUGUCAUGGAGCUGGUGCGUUUUGUUGGAUUGCUGGCAUCUGAGGGACUCCGUCUGGAGAACUGCCAUGUGCUACUGCUCAACCAGACACUUGCCUUCUAUGAGACGGUAUGUGACAUGUUUUUAAAGUUCAGCUUACCCUUGAUCAUCAUGCUCCCGGCGGGUGUUUUCUACCCAGCGCUCUUCGCAACAGACUCAGUCAGUGUGGAUCGACUAGGCUACAUCAUGUACAGGUACAGGAAGAAUCUGACCUUGGCUAAGAGACAAGAGAAGCAGAGAGAGCAAACAUUUCACAUAAGCCGAAAUACGUACAAGGAGUUCAAUCGAAAUCUUCAAGCCAUGGUGAACUCCAUGUGGAACUCUUCAUGGUGCCUUCCUGGCUCGGACCUUGAGAUCGACAAGGAUCUAAUAGCUCUAAGCAAGGUGGCCGAACCUUGGUGCCGCUUCGACCUAAUCCACCACCCAGCGCUUUUCAGCUACGCCGUUGAAUUUCACCAGAAGUGUUGGCCAGAGAUGAAGGAUGUAGAUCUUGGUUCCAUAAAGACUGGAAAGUAUUGGAACUGGUACAUGGAGUUUCUCUUUAAUCAAGGCUUUGAUGGCCUCAACAACUUUAUUCAGACCAACACAGGCCACAGCUCUUCUUCUUUGAGUAGUCAAGAUGACCGACAGCCUGCAAGUCAGCCUUGAUGCUUCCAGUACGUCCAAAUGUCAGGGGGCCUAAUCUCGGUUUCAGUUAACGUGUAUAUAUUUCAUAAUCCCAGUCAGAGACUAUGUUACCAUCGUAACUGUAAAUACUUUGUAAAUGUACAUUAUUUUUCAUGAAAACCAUUUAGUUCUUUGUGCUUCGUCUAGUGUUGUAGAUAAUUUUGCCAAAUGUUUUUUCUGUGCUCAAAAAACUGAAAGAUUUUUUAUAAUUGUAGAAAAAAAAAUCAUGGUUAAAGUUUUUAGACCGUUUUGGAGACGUAAACCACACUGGUCAAGAAACACGUCCUGUUAGAUUUCUUUAUUACUUUCGUGAAUUUAACGAAAUCUUAAAAUGUAAUUUCUCUUCAGUUCUAAAAGUUCUGUUGGUAGUGUUACGAAAUGGACACGGAAAGGGUUUCUGGACCACUGUUGUUUAUGUCUCGCAAAAUGGUCUAUACACGGCUUUACUUACAUUUAAAAUACAACAUUCAUUAUUUAUUUUAUAUUGAUUUCAAAUGGAUGCUCAUUGUCAAAGUUUAACACACAGCCUUCGCUUUUGUUAGCCAAAUGCAGCUUGUAUCUGACCAAUCUCGGAUUAAAACAGCUCCUUUUUCCAAUCUA